Molecule: messenger RNA, 10685 nt
Organism: Chrysemys picta bellii (western painted turtle)
Lineage: Eukaryota; Metazoa; Chordata; Testudines; Emydidae
Source: RefSeq, a predicted model, not a curated record
GACCCCCUCCCCCCCGCGGGAAAACAAGAACUCGCCACCCCAGGCUGGCCGCUGCUGCGGCUGCUACUGCACCGGCCCCGCUCGCGGAGUGGGGAAGUGAAGCCAGCGCGAAGGGGAAGUUGUUGGAAAGUCAGACCGGAAUGGGUGAUAGGGAAGACAGAGCUGGGCUUGGUCACAGAUGGUUCCUGUUGGGGGAAGAACAAGGGUACAGCUGCCCAGUCCUCCUCCCCUGCUGCAUUAUCACCAGCAGGCAGCUGUCUGCCUUCCCCUCUCACCCUGGGACACAACUCCCCCUCCACAUCAACCCUGGUGGUCACAUGAGCACCCAGCACCCCUUGCAAGGCACACUCCAGAGCAGGCUGGACAGCAGUAAGUCAGAGCCACUCAGGGGCAGGGUGGCCCAGGGACAGAACCAGCAGCCGCUCGCCUGCAUUUUCUGUUACGCAAUCCGCGGGAGAGGCCGGAGCUCUCCAGCCUGCUCUCCUCCGGUGUGGAUUUGAAACAGCUCCUCUCCCCUGCAAAGUGGCUGAGAGCAUGUGAGAGAGAGACACCCUCCAGAGCCCUGCAUGGCCUCUUGACGCAGCUAGCCUCCAGCCGAGAGCUUAGGUAGAGCCUCUCCAGCAGUGCUGGCAGCAGAGGGCCUGGCACUGCAUUUCUGGAGCCCACCACCGCACCGUUCAGCUGGCACUGCAAGCAACCGGCUGGGCUUUAAUGGCUGGAGGCUCUUCCGAGCUGGAAAACCGACCUUCCGCCUCCACUUGCCAUGGCACCUGGGGAAGGGGCUCCAGGAGAACCGGCCAAGGUAGUGCAGAGAAGAAGAAGGCAGCCACAAUGCCUGACUCGCCGGCCGACGUGAAGACUCAGUCCAGAUCGACACCCCCCAACAUGCCUCCUCCGCCGCCAGCCGUCACGCAGGGAGCCACGCGGCACCCCUCCUUCACGCCAAACACCAAUCAAGAAGCUGGGCCUCCGACGUUUCUGCCUCGCGGCCGUUUUCAUGGUUGCUUGAAAUGGUCGAUGGUCUGUCUUUUAAUGAAUGGAAGCAGCCACUCCCCUACCGCUAUCAAUGGAGCUCCUUCCACCCCCAACGGGUUCAGCAACGGGCCUGCCACCUCCUCCACUGCCUCCCUGUCCACCCAUCAGCUCCCUCCCGCCUGCGGCGCCCGGCAGCUCAGCAAACUCAAGCGCUUCUUGACCACCCUGCAGCAGUUUGGGAACGACAUCUCCCCGGAGAUCGGGGAGCGGGUGCGCACGCUGGUGCUGGGGCUUGUGAACUCCACGCUGACCAUUGAAGAGUUCCACUCCAAGCUCCAGGAGGCGACUAACUUCCCGCUGCGCCCCUUCGUCAUCCCCUUCUUGAAGGCCAACCUGCCCUUGCUGCAGCGCGAGCUGCUCCACUGCGCCCGCAUGGCCAAGCAGACCCCAGCCCAGUACCUGGCCCAGCACGAACAGCUGCUGCUCGAUGCCAACGCCUCUUCCCCCAUCGACUCCUCUGAGCUGCUCCUGGAGGUCACCGAGACUGGCAAGAGGAGGACACCAGACAGGACCAAAGAGAACGGCUUGGACCGAGACCCUCUGCACCCCGAACACCUCAGCAAACGGCCGUGCACCAUGAGCCCCGCUCAGCGGUACAGCCCCAGCAACGGGCUGAGCCACCAGCCCAACGGGCUGCCCCACCCCACCCCGCCCCCACCUCCGCACUACCGCCUGGAGGACAUGGCCAUGGCACACCACUACCGGGACACCUACCGGCACCCCGACCCCAGGGAGCUCCGGGAGCGCCACCGGCAAGUGGCCGUGCACGGCUCCCGCCAGGAGGAAGUGAUCGACCACAGACUAACAGACAGGGAGUGGGCUGAGGAGUGGAAACACCUCAACAACCUGCUGAACUGCAUCAUGGACAUGGUGGAGAAGACGCGGCGCUCCCUCACCGUGCUGCGCCGCUGCCAGGAGGCCGACCGCGAGGAGCUCAACCACUGGAUCCGCCGCUACAGCGAUGCUGAAGACAUGAAGAAAGGCCCCAACCCCCCACCCCGCCCCCACAACAGCUCCUCCAACUCCGAGGCCCCCCCAUUAGACACUCACCGGGAGUUUGUGCCCAGGCCCCUCUCUGGUUACAUGCCCGAGGAAAUCUGGAGGAAAGCUGAAGAAGCUGUGAACGAGGUGAAGCGCCAGGCCAUGUCCGAGCUCCAGAAGGCGGUGUCGGACGCGGAGCGCAAGGCCCACGAGCUGAUCACUACCGAGCGAGCCAAGAUGGAGAGGGCCCUGGCGGAGGCCAAGCGCCAGGCUUCCGAGGACGCGCUGACGGUGAUCAAUCAGCAGGAGGACUCGAGUGAGGUAGAGGCGAGCUCGCCCCGCUGCGCAGUGCUCGCUAGGGUAGUAGAGUUUAACCCUUGGCGUGCUGACACCGCGUGCGCCCCCAGCGUGCGAGCCAGGGCUGGAAGCUUGCUGGGAGGGGGCUGCCCUGUUACAACCCCAGAGUUCAAGCAUUUAGAGUUCAGGAGCCUGGUUUUUAAACCAGAUCAGCAGGCAAUUCACCCUGCACCGUGGGGGCAUCCCAGCUCCCACGCCACGCUCGGCCCAUCCUUCCCCCAGGGCUCCUUCUGCCAGCACAAGGAUUGGGAGAAGCACCACCACGUCUGUGGGCAGACUCUGCAGGGCCUCCAGGCCUCCGCCGGCGCAGCCCCUUCCUCCGGGGUGGGCUUAGGGGUGGGCUCAGCUCAACCGGAUGUGGUGGCUGUCAGCGCCUCCAUCACCAGCGUGGCCACCAUGGCCGCCAGCCCCAGCGAAACCGGCUCGGCUGCUGCGUCGCGCUCCGGCACGCCGGCCACCCCAGCUCCUCUGGAAACGGCAUCACGCUAACCAACCGACUGGCCAGCCAACAGAGGGGAAAGAAACAGAGAAACCUACAGAACGUCACUGCUGCUACUGCUUCUCUCCAAAAGAAAAACUAACUGCAUUCAAUGCAAUUCCUCAGCUACCUGACUCUUCUGUGACCUCCAAAUGACCUCUCGAUCUCUCAUAUGUAAUCCUCACGGAUCCUCAAACUGGGCUUUAAGUGGAGUUAAGGCAAAUACCAAUCUUCUCUGUUCUCGCUUCGGUUUUCUAUGAUUUGGGGAGUUAUUAUCGGCGUCGGCGUCGGUUUGUUUGUUUUCUUCUUUUCGGACAAGGAAUUUGUCCACAAACUCUACGCACCUUGACUCGGGGAUGUGCGUGUGUGUGUGUGAAAUCUCCCUCCUGGUGCGGCCGGGGGACGGCAUGAUGAAGGAUUUCGAUUUUAGAAGGCAAGAAACUUCUUCUCUUUUUCGUUUUUCUUUUUUUUUUUUUUAGUAAAAAAUAAAUAAAAUAAAAAUAAAAACGUCAAACUCUUUGGCUUUAAGUAAAAAAAAAAAUCCAAAAAACAAAUAAAACAAAGUAAAACCAAGUAAAGGAAGCUUACCUGUAAACUACCUUGCUAGCUAGCCAAGAACAUACCAGACUCACCUCUGCUCCAAAGGAAAUCCAAAAACAAACAAACAAAAAAAUCCAAACUUUUUUUCCACUGCCAAAGUUUUUUUGGUUCUGUUGUUGGUUAUUUUUACUUUUUUGGUUGAUGGUUUUGGUUUGUUUUUUGUGAAACAAGGAGCAGCACUUAUCCCUUUCAACCAAACCACGACGACUGGCCAAAGGCAAGCCGGCGCUCUUGGACUCCUUGCAUUCUUUGGUGGGGUGGGGUGGGUUCUUGCGCUGGACUCUCAGCAUCCACACGUACUUUGAAGGAGGAAGGACGCGCAUCUGUGGAUUUAAAGAAUUUUAUUAAAAUAAAGCAAAAACAAACAAAAAAAGAUACACAACUUUUGUGCGUGUGUGUGUGUGUGUGUGUGUGUGUGUGUGUGACGGGGAGCCAACAUUGUGUGCUCCCUCCCUCUGUGGAUUAUAAACGUGUUUCACUUGCCUAGGAGAGCGUGCUAAUGAACAAGAACCUUCAGAUCCCGGUCCUGUUCCAGAGAGAGCAUCGUUUCAAACAGAACUGUGACAAUCUGUCGUUGAUUCUCCACUGCUCGUCAGAGUGUGAGCAGAAAGCAAUUGCACCAGUACCUUCUGCUUCUUGUACUCCUCCACUACCUCUCUCUGCUCUCCAUAACCCCACCUCUAGCUCCAGUAUCUUGUGACUGCCGUCCUUACUCCUUCAACCUUUCACAGGAAAAAAAAAAGACACCUUUUGUUUUUCCCCUUCUGAAGACUCUUUCGAUUGCCUGUAGAUAGACCCCCUUGCUUUUGUGUCUACUUGUUCUCCAGAUGUUUUCUCCAGUCCUGUGAUGAACAUUGUCAUUGGGUUAUUUUAUUUCGCUUUCGCUUUUUCUUUUCCCACCCCGCGUCCCCUCAUAUGAUUUUGCAACAGUUUCUAGGAGGAAAGAAAGGAAACAAACAAACACUUGUUCUUAGAGAAGGAAAAAAAGACAAUGUAGAUUAUUUUGCAUUUCUUGCAUCGUGUAUAACGCGCAGAGGACGGGAGUGCAAUAUGGAAAGUGACAUGGCUGCAGAAAGCGAGAAAGGUGGAGACUGCCCAGCCACGGUCAGGGCAAAUAUUGUACGUUAAUGUGAAUGUAUAUAGUAUUUGAAGAGGUCCAAAAAAAUAAUAAUAAUAAUAAUAAUAAUAAUAAAAGAAGAGACGUUUGCCAAAUAAAAAAAAAUGAAGAUAAACCACUGAACUAGGUAAAGUUUAGGAAAUAGGUUUUAAAAAAAAGCAAAGUCCACGUGUUCAGUAGGAGGAUUAGUUUUCCGGAGUUGCAAAAUCCAUCACAUGUGUUUUUAAAAAAGUAGGGAUUUCAGAUCAAAAGUUCCCAGGCACUAGUCAUUGCAAAGGGAGGUUUGGCUGAGGGCGAUUGACUCAGAACCCUAAGGUGGGCGUGUUUGGAUGUUUUCCUCUCCCCUGCAACCCACCCCCGAACCUCGCCCUUGUUUCUACCGUUUUCAGAAGCACUGUGUGGUUCUUUAGAACAUCGAUUCAGGUUUUGGAACAACAAGGAGUCCUUUGUUUAGCACAAUGGAUACAUGCAGGGCUAGGCGGCAUUGUUCGGUCCCACUGCGGUUGGGUCUGCUUUGCCCUUUCUUUUCUAGUUGUGAGCCCUAGGUCUCUUAGCUGCAUCGCAUCCAAUGUGAGUCCUCCCCGUUCAGUUGCACCCCGCUCAAGCUCCCUCCUGGUGGCUGUGAAGUUGUAAAGACCAUGUCGUGUCUCUCCUCAGAAGUGCGGCGUGUUCCCAUGGAGAGGUUUGGGGUUGUGGCUGUUUCUCUCAGUGGAUGUGGCUCUGACGCCGUUUGGUUGUGUCGUCUUGGCUCUGGGACGGGUUGUCCUGGAGAAGAGUGUGGAGGGCUGUGUUUGAUGUGUACUUUCACUGCCUCUGAGGGAUGGCUGUAGACGGUGCCGCGUGGUUCUCCGCAGCUGAUGCCGGCUUGUCCUAGGAUUCCAGGAUUUCAAAGCGAGACAGACCCAGGCAGGAAGUGGGGUUUGAGGGAAGUUGUUAGUGCGAUGCUGCGGUCCUUGCGCCUUGCUGUCCCCUCCCCUAGCUCAGCUCUCAACCACAAUGGGGGUAUCAGAUCUUAAGAACCAGGCGUGGAUCCCAUCCUAUGGAAGGCAGCCAGAGUUUUGCUGUUGGCUUCGAGCAGGACGAAGUCACAGUUCUUACAUCCAAAGUUUGCAGGCUUUGAACACCUGGCAGUUCUGAACCCGGCAGCAUUUGAACCCGGCCAGGAACCAACAAGUGCCAGAAGCACCCCCAUUCUGUAGCCCUCCUUUCUCCCGCCAUGCCUACACGGUAACGUGUCCCAGGGCUGCCCAGAGGAUUCAGGGGGCCUGAGGUCUUUGGCGGCGGGGGGGCCCCGCUGCCGAAGACCCGGCGCUUUGGCGGCAGGUCCCAGGGCAGAAGGACUCCCCACUGCGGGUCUUCAGGGCACUUCGGCAGCGGGUCUGGAGCGGAAGGACCCCCCGCCACCGAACUGCCGCCGAAGACCCGGAGCGGAAGAAGUUCCGGGGGCCCGGGCGCCACGAGUGUUUUCCGGGGGCCCCGGAGCGAGUGAAGGACCCUGCUCCAGGGGCCCUGAAAAACUCUCAUGGGGGCCCCUGUGGGGCCCGGGGCAAAUUGCCCCACUUGCUCCCCCCCCGCCCGUGUCCUCACAUGACAAUCUGGACACCUUACGCUGUUGGAAGAUUACAUCCCUGGGGAACUGUGGAAAACUUUCCUUAACUUCCUCUAACCCCAUGGCAGCCUGGUCUUUCUAAAGCAGGCCUGGAUUCCUGGCUAGUAAGAAUCUUCUGGAAAAUACCAGCCCACAUGAGCCCCCCAACCCCGAGAGACAGUUCCUCUAAAGUCCCAACUGCUGCUCUCCAGAGGAAGGUCACAUCCUCGGUGAGGGAUGAGAGGAGGGACCCAGUAAGAGACAAAGCAGCCUGUCAAUAUCUGUGAGUGCAGAACUUCCUCCCCUGGAACUGACUGGCUGUUUGACGCAGGCCAGUCCCAGCAGCAAUGCCACUGACCUGAUCUCUCUGCUGAAGGGCUCCCUAGGACCUGUAGUGAGUCUUGAAGCCCAAGGUGAAGCUGUGCAGAGACUGGUCCCAAAGCCCUAACUAACUGGGCUGGAGCUAUUGCUGGGGUUUGUUUACCAACCAUUUGACGGUAGCUUGCAGUGAAUCCAGACAGAGACCUUUUAAUGGGCCAAACCCGAGAAUUCGUAGCUUCUGUUUGUUUCCUUCCGCAGCCUCAUUCAUCCAGCGUUAGGUUCUGACCCUGGUUUUCUGACAUGCAUCACUCGCCCUAAGAAGGAUUGUUGUGUUUAUUUAUCACGUGAUAUAUGUAUAUUGUCUAUUUUUCUUAUAUUUCAUGAAAAGAGGUAAUAUAUAAGAGUUUUCAGAUGUCAUUAACCGCAGGGUUCAUCCUGCCAUUCGUAGUGUUUGUUAUUUUUCUCAACCUCUCGUGCUUGAAUUUCGGCCGCCUCUCUGUCCCAUCCAUCUCACAUCUGCUCAGCAUCCGGACCCUGCCGCUCUACCUCCAACUUGCUUAAAAACCAUAGACGACAAUUGUAUAGAAAGGAAAGAACCCCAUUUAAAAAGAACUCAACAAGCUUGCCUUCAAACCAAAAUCCCUGGGAAGGGAAAGAGGGGAGCGGGAGGGGAGCCUCUUGCGGAAGUCCAAAUCGGAAAGCUUUAAAAUAGAGUAUUUCAGUGGCCAAAAAACCACCAGGAGUAUGCAGCUUCCCAGACCGUGACGCUCGUGGCACAAAGAAAAGCAGGCGGCAGCAAUAGAGAAAACCACUCGCUGGCUCCUCUGGGUAGGGCGAGAGGAUGCAGGCGGUUCCAGGCUCUUUCGUUGUGAGAUGGUCUUGCUAAACCUCCUCAGUCAGAGCUUUCUUAUGUGUGGGCUUUGCAGGGUCACCUCACCCUCCUGUGUCCUGCUAAUCCCUGAUUCCUCUGCCAGUGCCCCCCAUUGCCUGGGAAUGUUAUUCCCAGUGGAACAGACACCAGCUGGGAGAGUUAAUAGCCUCCUCAGCCAUGGCCAUGUCAGCAGGUUUUAAAUCCCUGGGGCAAAGCAGCAUGGUUAGAUUGUGUAGUGCGUGUUGUGUGUGCGCCCUGCAGUGGGCCAGAUUCUGCGCUCAGUGACUUACCUGCAAGCGCUUUGUCCCCAUGGGGUUUGCAGGGAUGUCACUAAGAGUAGAAUUUGGCCUGCUCCACUGCGUAUCCACCUGCCUCAUGGUUACAGUGUAGGCCCAGAUUGUGUAGCAAAAGGAACUUAACCUAGGCCAAAAAUCCAGGGAAUGCUGACUCUCCUGGGCCCAGGCGCUGUCCCCGUGCAUAUUACUGGGGGGAUGGGUAUAGGGGGCAAUUGGGAGAUUUCUCUCUCCUGGGUGGUGGCUCUUUGGGUAUCUUUUUGUGAAGUCCCUGAAGAUGAUCAGAAAAGGAAGGGCCAAUGUUUCGCCCCUCCUGCAGCCCGUGCCAGGAGCUAUUUAAGCGGGGUGACCCUCCCCACAUGGCAGCUCUGCCUGGGCAGCAGCAGGAGCGUGGGAGGGAGGGGGGGCGCCUGCUGCUUUCCUUCCAGCAGCCCUGGGGCAGUGAGGAGAAAAAUAGGGGAUGAGCCCAACCCCAGGCAGGGGUGAGGGAUGGUUUUGUGGCUAAGGAAGUGGUGAGGUCAGAACAACCCCAGGCAGCUCAGCACAAAGGCAUCUGGGAUCCGGGACAUCUCGGGUGGCACCAUGUGUCCUCCAAUCCCAUUGUCGUCACUGGGCAUGUGGUUCUCUGCAGGAUUGGCUCGUCGUUUGCAAUCAAUGUGUGUCUCGGCCCAGCAUGGCGCCGUGUUCAUUCAGGUCACCUUCCUGUUCCCAGAGGGCGGAGGGAAGCGGGCGUGUUUGGCAGGUCAUUCCUGAUGCCAGGUUCUUUCUCGGUGCUGGAGCCCAGCCCUGCGCUGCACAUAGUAUCAGAAAGUUUAGAGUAUGUGCCCGAGGGGGGAAGCCGUUUAUUGACACAGGGACAGCGAGAUGGGGGUUUUGUUUGGCUUUACGCAUGACUCACCGUGGACCCAUUUCCAUGGGGGGCUCUUUAACUUGAGCCCAUCCCUCAAGUUUCCAAAUUGAAAUCCAAGCUGAAACCAAAGCACCUCCCUCCUGCCCUGCUCCAGCCAGGCAGUUUAGUGGUGAUCCUAGAUGUUAGAAUUGGAAGAACUCCCUUAGGAUCUGUUCAGAUCAUGCCAGGGUCUGGGCAAGACUGUUCCACGUGGUACAUUUACUAGGGCUUUGCUUAGUCCUGUUUUAAAUAAACCCUAUGAUGGUGUUUUGUUCCCUGGUCUGCCGCGUCUCACUGCCAGGUUUUCCGGAGAGUCUAUAUUCUCCCUUUCUUAAUAGCAUCCCAUGGCUGCUAGUUACACUCUCUUCUUGCAGCCAACAUGAUCGCGCUCUUGGUGUUUCACCCCCAUCAAAUACAUGUGGAGUAGGGCUCGAAUUGUAUCCCUCCAUCCUUCCUCAUUGCUCAGCUCGUGUCAGCUCCCCUCCAGCCGUCCUGCCAGCCCCCACCAAUUCGUCUUGCUCUUCUCUGAAGGUCUGGCAGCCAGGUCCUGCCCAGGCACAAUCUUCCUAGUGGGAGUCAGGCUCCGGGACACGGGAGCGUGGGACAGGCACGGCUGGGUGAACAGCGAAGCGCCAAGGGUGCAUCUCCCCGGGGAGGCAGGUGUUGGGUGCACCUGUGAUGUGCGCCAAUGGUUCUUGAAUGCCAACUGGUUGCAUCUCGUGGCUUAGAUACCCCCAGCCCACGCCUAGGCUACUUGGAGGCAGUUAUAGCCCAGGCGAGUCAGUCUCCCUGAGACUGCCAGCAACAUUCUUCCGGUCACACGCUUACCAGCAAACACAGGCAGAAAUUACCUGGGUGUGAUCUAUUCUGUAGGGGCAAAACAGAGCCAGUGCUGUUGGUGCAGCUGUCUUGCUUCUGGCCAUUGCCCCAUGUGAACUCACCAUACAUUCCCUGUACGCGUGUAAAAACACACACACACACACACACACACACACACACACACACACUGUGCUCUGGUCUCUUCCUCUUUCUUACGAUCCUCUUUUUUCUUUAUGGGCAUCCCCACGCAAUUUUGCGGCCUUUGUGGGGGAUGGCCAGGCUCAUGUGUAUGCUAGUUACAGCAAUGAAUGGGAGGCGAAGGAAUUUCUUGGGCUGCGAUCCCCGCCCCCUGGUAGGCGGGACCCUGCUUCCCAUCUCUCUGCGCUGGUGGUUUUAUGUAAGGCAGAUCUGGGGGAGCCGGAGGGAGUUUUUGUUUCUUGUAACAAGCCCAUCUCUUGGCUUGUCAGUUGCUUUGGAGAACAGCAGCAGGACACCCCUGCUUGGGGUGUCAAAAAAACAGACGUAAACACAGCCCAGGGAAAAUAAAUACAGAGUAAACCCAGGUUCUCAGACUUUCUGCUAAGCCUCUUCAGAGCGGCAGAUUCUGGGAUCCCGUCCAGAUCUGGCGGCUGAGCCUCUGAAAGGCGGCUUUGCAGCAGCAAUCCAGGAGAAUUUGCUCUGAUGCCUCACCUCAAACAAACAAACAAAAAAACCACCAGGUGCUCCCAGAAUUUCCCCCUUCCUGGCACAUUUCCUUGUCCCUAGCCAGGGUGUGACCCAGCCAGCAAUUCCGGAGAGCCCAAACUGCUCAGCCCAGCCUGGGUGGAACUCCGCUAAGCCCCAGGGAUGGAUGUGACCCACCCUCAGUUCUGCUCCCGCUCCCCCCCCUCUCUGAAGCGACUCUGCCGAAAGUCUCGAAAGCCGCUGACGUGCCCUGCCAGAACCCAGUAACCUGCUCCUGCCAGGCCCACGGGAGUGCCAGCGUCGGGGGGCUGGGAGGCGAUUGACUCGUAAAACUGUGCAAUACUUGAAUGAAAGGGGGUGGGGGAGGCAUGGCUUGUAUAGACUGGUGGGCGUGCGUGGAAAAAGAGUUUAACGAGGGGAGAAAACAGAAAUCCCGCACCCCACCCCGCUCCCUGCUGUUUGUGGGUUUCCGUGGCCAUUCCAGAGAAAUGACGACAUGAUAGGAGUUUUUUUGGCAUGCUGCCCUUCCCCCGCGGUUCCCUGCUUUCUCUAACUGUACUGUAUGUUUGACCUGUGAAAGAUGUAAACAUUAUGAUUCAGGUUAUGUCUGUUCUUAACUCUGUAUCCGUGUAAUAAAGACAAUUUAAUAUCA